Molecule: messenger RNA, 2690 nt
Organism: Lathyrus oleraceus (garden pea)
Lineage: Eukaryota; Viridiplantae; Streptophyta; Magnoliopsida; Fabales; Fabaceae
Product: protein ENHANCED DISEASE RESISTANCE 2
Exons: 21
Coding region: 245-2443 (732 amino acids)
Molecular function (GO): lipid binding
Source: RefSeq, a predicted model, not a curated record
AGCAAUGUUUGUCUCAUGUGUAAAGGCACGCAACGCAACGCAAACACUUUCGUUACAUUGAUUUGUUCGUUCACUUCCAACUGCAAUCUGCAAUUCCAAAGACUUUCAAACACAACAGAAUCAAUUUAUUUUUUAUUUUUUUUAUUUUUAUUUUAAUUUGAUUAAUUUCUCAGCUCAAUGAUUGCGUUGGAAUCAUUUUGAUAAAAAAAGAAAAAAAAGAGUGAAAGGUGAAUUUGAAAACAGAAUGAGUAGUAGUAAUGGAGAUGGAACAACUGCUACUUCAUCAUCAUCAUCAUCAUCAUCAAUGGAAGGAUGGUUAUACCUUAUACGCUGUAACCGUUUUGGACUUCAGUUUUCGCGUAAGCGUUACUUCGUUCUCGAUCAUCACCUUCUUCGUAGCUUCAAAUCCGUUCCCAAUUCCGACGAUCAGGAUCCUGUUAGAAGUGCUAUUGUGGAUUCGUGUAUUCGUGUAAUGGAUAAUGGAAGGGAGAGUAUUAACAGAAAAGUGUUUUUCAUUUUCACACUAUAUAACACUUCGAAUCAUAAUGAUCGAUUAAAGUUAGGAGCGAGCCGUCCUGAAGAAGCAGCGAGAUGGAUUCAAUGCUUUCAUGAAGCGUCUUUGAAGGGUGCCCCAGAAGAUAUAGGAUGUUCCAAGAGGAAAUGGCAGUCUUAUAGCUUAAGUGGAUCUUCCAGUAGAAAUCACCAAAAUUCUAUAGACUGGACACUUUCUUCUUCUGAUGUUAUUGCCCCAUCACCUUGGACAAUCUUUGGCUGCCAAAACGGUUUACGACUAUUCAAGGAAGCAAAAGAUAGGGAUUCUGGUGGGAAGAAACGAGAUGAUCAUCCCGCAAUAAUGGCUGUUGGUGUGGUAGAUGGAACUUCAGAAGCCAUUUUCCAGACUCUUAUGGCACUUGGUCCUUCAAGAUCCGAAUGGGAUUUCUGUUUUUCCAAGGGGAGUGUAGUUGAGCACCUAGAUGGUCACACCGACAUUAUUCACAAGCAGCUAUAUAGUGAUUGGUUGCCUUGGGGAAUGAAACGAAGAGAUCUGUUGCUGCGGCGUUAUUGGAGGAGAGAAGAUGAUGGAACCUAUGUUAUUCUUUACCAUUCCGUGUUUCACAAAAAGUGUCCUCGCCAGAAAGGCUAUGUCCGUGCCUGCCUUAAAAGUGGAGAGUACGUUAUAUCACCGGCGAACAUGGGAAAGCAAUCUGUUGUAAAGCACAUGCUUGCUAUUGAUUGGAAAUGCUGGAGAUCUUAUCUUAAGUCCUCAUCGGCAUAUUCUAUAACCAUUCAAAUGCUUGGGAGAGUUGCUGCAUUACGAGAGUUAUUUAGAGCUAGACUAGGGAAUUGCACUUUGUCUGAUUAUUCAUCUGGAGAGUUGACAAGAAACAGAAGGAAUAGUCUGAUGGAAGAACAUGCCAAUUCCGAUACCCAAAUACAGGCAGAUGAGAGCAAUCCAGAUAACCCAACUGUAGAAGUAGAUCCAACGCAAUCGGAGCAUGCAGGCCUUGUUAGUCUAAAUGAUGCCGAUGAUGAGUUUUAUGAUGUUAUGGAACCAUCAAACUGUGAUGAGUCGGAAAAUGGAUGGAUGACAGAAUGUAGUCACCAGAAGUCUCAGGACGUUCGCCACCAAAAGUUAUCAUCUGCUGCUAAUUUUGUGAGAAAAUUGCACGAUCUUGCAGUUCAUAAAAGAGGUUAUGUGGAUUUGCAAGAGAUGGUUGGAGAAGAGAUCACUACAUGCCCGUAUGGAUCAACUCUUCCAAAAGAUCCUACUUGUACACUACCUUGCAGUUUGACAGAAGCAGAUCCUUCUACUUUCCUGAUUCGCGGAGAAAAUUAUCUUGAAGACCGUCUCAAGGUUAAAGCAAAGGGGACCUUGAUGCAAAUGGUUGCUGCAGAUUGGUUGAGAUCUGAAAAAAGGGAAGAUGAUCUUGGUGGCCGUCCUGGAAGCAUUGUGCAGAAAUAUGCAGCACAGGGUGGGCCUGAGUUCUUCUUCAUUAUAAACAUCCAGGUUCCAGGUUCUACAACAUACAGCCUGGCACUAUACUAUAUGAUGAAUACCCCUGUGGAAGAUGCUCCAUUGCUCGAGAGUUUUAUCAAGGGUGAUAAUACCUUCAGAAAUUCGAGAUUUAAACUCAUACCAUACAUAUCUAAGGGUUCAUGGAUUGUAAAACAGAGUGUGGGAAAGAAGGCGUGCUUAGUUGGACAAGCUUUGGAAAUCAACUAUUUUCAGGGAAAGAACUAUUUGGAACUGGGAAUUGAUAUUGGAUCAUCAACCGUUGCAAGAGGUGUUGUGAAUCUUGUCCUCGGGUACCUCAACCAUCUGGUUAUUGAGAUGGCAUUUCUAAUCCAGGGAAACACACGUGAAGAGCUCCCGGAGUUUCUUCUUGGAACCUGCCGCCUUAACCAUCUGGAUGCCUCCAAAUCAGUUUGUCUAAAGCCUUGAUUUUCAUCUGGACUUGUUACAAGUACGUUUCGGAAAAGGGAAAUUCAAGUUGCAAAUGUAGAUAAUUGAAAUUGAAAUUCUAGAUUCCUGUCUCCAUAUACCAGCUUUCAGAAAUCAUUAUUUGUUCAAUCGAUUAUUUUAUGGUGCUGUUAGCAAUGUUAGGAUGGAUGGGUUCCGGUAGGAGUAGAAUGAAUCUUUUGUAAAAGAAGUUGCAUUUGUUCAUUAAAAAUUGAUUGAUUUUUUUUCA